GUUGCUGGAUGGACUGCAUAUGGCGAUGGAAAUACGGCUUCCUCAAAUGCGGUUUCUAUGACAAGCUCACCAUGUGCGGAGGCGGGGACUACAUGGUCCGAUACUAUGACGUAGCCAAAACCUACCACGCCCACUGCUGGCCCGGGAAGGGGACAUACGGAAUUACCCGAAACAGGAAAUUCAUCUGGGUGUAUAAAUGCGAAGGGAAGUUUGUCGUGAAGUAUAAGAAGUAUCUUGGCUGCAAGCCCGUCUGCUAUUGAUUGCCGUGCCUAGGUGUGAACGUGUGACGUCAUUGUAUUAUGUGACGUCAUAAUUUCAAAGAAUAACCAGGAAAAAAGUGGGAACUGUUGUCAUAUGCACAGUUCCGUUUAGAUUUUAGUGCUUGAUGCUUACUGAUGAUACAUAAAUGAUAUUGCACACUACGAAUGUUUUAUCUAUUCUUAAACGAUGUCUAAUGAAUGUAAGAUUUGGUUUCAAAUCUGAUAUUAUUUGAAAUCAACUGUUAGUAUUUAAAGUUAGUAUCAGCAGAAUCAGCGGAAGCAGGAGGAUGUCCGUUGGAAGCCAACGAUGACG
Lingula anatina is the source of this 573-nucleotide messenger RNA. RefSeq lists its product as uncharacterized. The record is from RefSeq and is a predicted model, not a curated record. Lineage: Eukaryota; Metazoa; Brachiopoda; Lingulata; Lingulida; Lingulidae.